Messenger RNA from Juglans regia (Persian walnut), 1914 nucleotides. RefSeq names its product pyruvate dehydrogenase E1 component subunit beta-3, chloroplastic. The transcript is spliced from 4 exons. The coding region runs from base 310 to 1533 and encodes 407 amino acids. Gene Ontology annotation, biological process: pyruvate decarboxylation to acetyl-CoA. NCBI's taxonomy places the organism in Eukaryota, Viridiplantae, Streptophyta, Magnoliopsida, Fagales, Juglandaceae. The record is from RefSeq and is a predicted model, not a curated record. Gene Ontology annotation, molecular function: pyruvate dehydrogenase (acetyl-transferring) activity.
CAGCUUUUUUAAGGGUACAAAUUCUUUCUGAAAUAAAUCGCCCAACGCUCUCGCACAGCACAGCAACGCAAACCAAACCGAUCCGACUCCCCGCCCCCACACACCCACAAACACCAAGCAAGCCUUCUUCUUCUUCCUCUCAGUUUCUCCGCCCACUCCCCACUCUCUCUCUCUCUCUCUCUCUCUCUCUCUCUCUCUCUCUCUGUUCUUUAUCUUAUAAAUUUGUACCCGUUCACUUUCUCUCUUCAUUUUCAUCCUCUCUUUCUCUCUGCCCUGUGUUACAUCGAUUCGUUAUAUCUCGUUGAUCAAAUGGCCGCCGUUUUUCAAGGAUUGGGAGCCGCGACGGCUUUAUCGGUCUCCAAUUCUCUCGACUCCAGGAAGUUCCUGGUCUCGUCUCGCAAAUCCCUUUCAGAGAGGAAAGCAAGCUUUUUGGUAGUCAGAUCUGAUGGAAGGGUGGUCCCGCGCUCUAACGCGAGAGGACGCAGGGCUGAGCAGUUGAUUACUAAUGCAGUUGCAACGAAGCCCGACAGUUCUGCAGCUUCUACUACUUCAAAACCUGGGCAUGAACUUUUACUUUUUGAAGCCCUAAGAGAAGGCCUGGAAGAAGAAAUGGACAGGGAUCCCCAUGUGUGUGUGAUGGGUGAAGAUGUGGGUCAUUAUGGAGGGUCAUACAAGGUGACUAAAGGCCUGGCUGAUAAGUAUGGGGAUCUCAGGGUUCUUGACACUCCUAUUGCUGAAAACUCCUUUACAGGCAUGGGUAUUGGAGCUGCCAUGACUGGUCUGAGGCCAAUUAUUGAGGGUAUGAAUAUGGGAUUUCUCCUUUUAGCUUUUAACCAGAUCUCCAACAACUGUGGCAUGCUCCACUAUACAUCUGGUGGCCAGUUUAAAAUUCCUGUAGUUAUUCGUGGACCUGGUGGAGUUGGUCGGCAACUCGGGGCUGAACAUUCCCAGCGUCUUGAGUCAUAUUUUCAAUCAAUCCCUGGAAUACAAAUGGUGGCAUGCUCAACCCCAUAUAAUGCCAAGGGCUUGAUGAAAGCUGCAAUUCGAAGUGAGAACCCAGUGAUACUUUUUGAGCAUGUUUUGCUUUACAACCUCAAGGAAAGAAUUCCAGAUGAAGAAUAUAUCUGUUCUCUUGAAGAAGCUGAGAUGGUUAGGCCUGGGGAGCAUGUCACAAUCUUAACCUACUCCCGGAUGAGGUAUCAUGUAAUGCAGGCAGCUAAAACUUUGGUGAAUAAGGGCUAUGAUCCUGAAGUAAUUGACAUCAGGUCACUGAAACCUUUCGAUCUUUACACGAUUGGGAAUUCAGUGAAAAAGACGCAUCGUGUGCUGAUAGUAGAGGAGUGCAUGCGGACCGGUGGGAUUGGUGCUAGUUUGACAGCUGCUAUUACUGAGAACUUCCACGACUAUUUGGACGCCCCGAUUGUAUGUCUGUCUUCGCAGGACGUGCCAACCCCAUAUGCUGGGACAUUGGAGGAAUGGACCGUGGUUCAGCCAGCCCAGAUAGUAACAGCAGUUGAGAAGCUGUGCCAGUAAAUCAGUCCAGCAGUUAUGAGAUAAAAGAGUGGUUUUCCACGCUGGGCAAGCAACCUUCUUUGCAGCUUCGUUUUAGAAAUCUUUGUUCGGUUUUUAAGUUUUAUUUGCAUUUUUGGUUUUUUGAAACUUCCGACUAUUCUUCAAAGGUUUUCUUCUUUGUUCUUGACCUCCUUUUACUUCUGGUGUGUGAGCUAGAUCUUCCCUCAUCGUCCUCCAUCCUCAAUUUCUGGUUAAAGGGCCUCUUUUCAUUUUUUAUGAAAAGAUGCACUGGUGUUAAGAAUGGUCUAAUUUAUUCCAUGAGAAAUGUAAUGUUUUUUUUUUUUUUUUUUUUAAUCCGAAUAAAUUAGAAAUGUAAUGUUAAAGUAGGCUGUAUACUACACA